Molecule: messenger RNA, 625 nt
Organism: Electrophorus electricus (electric eel)
Lineage: Eukaryota; Metazoa; Chordata; Actinopteri; Gymnotiformes; Gymnotidae
Gene: atp5pd
Product: ATP synthase peripheral stalk subunit d
Biological process (GO): proton motive force-driven ATP synthesis
Molecular function (GO): proton transmembrane transporter activity
Source: RefSeq, a predicted model, not a curated record
GGUAACACGAUUAAAAUUGAACUUCCGUUUCUGGCGGCCAUCAUCCUUGUAGCGGCUUAGUCUUUGACAAAGUAACAGAGAGAUGGCCGGACGACGAACAGCCAUUAAGGCCAUUGACUGGCUGGCCUUUGCAGAGAGAGUCCCUCCUAACCAGAGAGCCAUGUUUAACAACCUGAAGACCUGCAGUGACGCCAUCUCUGCCAGACUUGCUUCACUGCCAGAGAAACCAGCACCCAUUGACUGGAGUUACUACAGGAAGACGGUGGCUAAAGCAGGCAUGGUGGACGAGUUUGAGAAGAAGUUUGCUGCUUUGAGCAUUCCUGAGCCAGUGGAUACCCAGACAUCUAAGAUCAGUGUGCAGGAGCAAGAGGCUAACCAGAGCGCUGCAGCCUAUUUGGAGGCAUCCAAAGUUCGCAUUGCUCACUAUGAGAAGGAGCUUGACAAGUUGAAGAACAUGAUUCCCUUUGACCAGAUGACCACUGACGACCUGAACCAAGCGUUCCCUGAGACCAAGCUGGAUAAGGAGAAGUAUCCAUAUUGGCCACACAAGCCUAUUGCCGAAUUGUAAUUUAUUAGCAAAGUCUAAUUGUAAAUGUAAUAAAUUCUUCAGCCCUGGAUUAUAUUA